Chelonia mydas (Green sea turtle) is the source of this 712-nucleotide messenger RNA. It is a transcript of the gene SVBP, whose product is annotated as small vasohibin binding protein. Bases 139 to 342 code for a protein of 67 amino acids. The transcript has 2 exons. Gene Ontology annotation, biological process: negative regulation of protein ubiquitination; protein secretion. The record is from RefSeq and is a predicted model, not a curated record. NCBI's taxonomy places the organism in Eukaryota, Metazoa, Chordata, Testudines, Cheloniidae. Gene Ontology annotation, cellular component: apical part of cell.
CUGGGGUGGGGGCUUGGGCGAGGCCGGGGCGCCAGGGCUGGAGGCCGCAGGGCGCUGGGCGGCGCGGGCCUGACGCUGCGGUCUCGCUUGCAGGCCCGCUCCCUGCCCGGGCCGAGCGCGGCGGCCGGGGAAGGAGCCAUGGAGCCCGGCGGCGGGCGGAAGGAGAAGCCCAAGCCCAAGGAGCCCGGCAGCCGCCUGGAGAAGGCCAAGCAGAAAUCCGCGCAGCAGGAGCUGAAGCAGAGGCAGAGAGCAGAGAUCUAUGCCCUGAACAGAGUGAUGACAGAGCUUGAACAGCAGCAGUUCGAUGCCUUCUGCAAGCAGAUGCAGCCCUCUGGAGAAUGAGACCCUCUGUCUGCCAUCCCAGGAUUGCCAGGGUCAUUUUAGACCAGGAAACAACAUGGAUGAGUGGUGGUCAGGGCUCAGUGUCCCCAGGCAUCUUUGUGCUGACCAUGGGGAAUAAUAAAAGGAUCAUACAGAACUGCACGCUUGCAGAUAUAGAGGGGGUAGGAUCACUUGUACGGCAUGAACCUUGUUCCACCUGCCCUUCAUUGUAACUGCCUCUGACCCAUUGUCUGGAGUUUUCCCACAGCAGUGCAGAAUUCUCUGGUUCAUCCUUGUUAAGAUGGCAUAUUUUUCAUUUUUUUUAAACACUGUCCUCCUUAAAGGUAUUUAUUACUUUGGUUUGACAAAUAAACAUUUUUUUAAAUAGAAA